AUGAGGAGGAGACGCGAGACACAAAAGCGGGGCCCGAGGGGAAUGCCCGGGCCCGGCGAGGGCCCCUCCGCAUACUUCCGAGCGGACCGUGCCCGCGCCGGUCCCCAGACGCCGCCUGCCUUUUUUCCUCCUCCCCACUUUUUGGCUCGGCUGCCCCCGGCGGCGCUCGGAGUCCCGCCCCGGCCGCUCCCCGCCCCCUCGCGGCGGCUCCCGCUGCGCGACUUUGUUGCCACCAAAAGGAGGGGGUACGCGCCCAACAAAAGGACGCGGCUCCAGGCGGCGCCUCCGCGCGCGGCCCGCCGGAGUCGGUGGAGGGGCGGGGGCCGGCUGGCCCCUCUGGGUUUGGGGGGACGGCGGGCCGGUGUCACUGACCGGGCUGCCCAACCUCGGCCGCCGCCGCCUCCCACCCAACUUACGUGUCACCCACGGCCCCGCUAUUCUGGCCAACGGGAUUCCGGGAGGAAGUCCCACUCGGGCUCCCCGCUCAUUGGGCCCGUCCGAGCCUCCGCUCCCUCCCUUCGGGGAGGCAGUGCGGGGCUCGAUUGGACGCCCGCUUUGUCCGUCCGACCCCGGGGCCGCGCCUUCCCUCCCACCCUGGGGGCCGGCGAGGGGCUCCGUGGGCAGAGCGGCCGCCUGGCGCCGGGGUGCGCCCACGUGGAGUGCGGGUGGGUGGGGAGAGGCCGCAGAGCCAGGGCCCGGGAGGUGGGGUGCGUGGGCGACGUGUCCCGGCUUGCGGCUGGGCGAGGUACGGUGCGCACGUGUGUGAGUGCAGCCAGUGGGCAGAUGCGGCAGACACACGGGAUAGCUACACCGUCAGCAUAAUCUGCGUAGCCGGACUGGAGAAGCCUUGCGGAUGGACUCUGGCCCCAACCCGGGGGCUAGGGGGAAUGCGUGUGUGCCCGCUGAUGGCAAGACACGGUCUGGGGGACUCACGUACGCUAACGCGCUACUUACUGCUCAACUGUCCGUGUGGAUUGGGGAAAUGAGCUUGCCUUUAGCAGAGGGGAAAGAAGUGACCUCAUAUUUCCCCCCAGCUUCCAAACAGAAUAACUUAAAGAUAAAUCUCAGAGGCUGAAAUAAGUAUGCAUACGUUUCGUCACAUGUAUUUGUUUGAUCGGUGGCAGAAAUACAUCAGUUACAUCGGUAAAUUACACUUUAAAGGCCAACAAAGGUUCCCUAUGUAAAACAGAGUAAAACAAACUUAACCACAAACCUCUUCAAAAAAGAAAUCUAAUUCAAAGAGAACACUGCUUUUGUUCUUUCUAUGUACUUGAGAGGGAAAAAAAUUGAGGUUGAUAAUUUUGUUUUUGCUCUUGACCUGACUUCUAAGAAAGUAAAUUAUUUCUCAAAUGCCU
This is a messenger RNA of Herpailurus yagouaroundi (jaguarundi), 1355 nucleotides long. RefSeq names its product translation initiation factor IF-2-like. Lineage: Eukaryota; Metazoa; Chordata; Mammalia; Carnivora; Felidae. The record is from RefSeq and is a predicted model, not a curated record. The coding region runs from base 1 to 822 and encodes 273 amino acids. The transcript has 3 exons.